AUGUACUGCCCUCGAGAUUCCACCUUUCUCUUGGUAUCAGGACUCUCACUGUCAAUCAUAUCUUGGAGUGAGACACGAGCCCCGCCGCCAAACACUGCUAAACAGAUACCAACCGUCAAAGCGGAGACGAUCUCCGGCAAGCCUCACCAAUUUCUCCACCUCGGACCACUCAUUCCUGGGCAAACGACAUCAUUAUGGACACCCGCCCGCUACAGAGUAAAGCAGGAGCUGGACCCUGACGCAGCGAUCAAGAGGAAUGUGCCUGGCGGCGAGGCAGAGGAGGAUGCCCGGUCAGCGGCUGCCCAUCUCCUCCAGCCUGCUCCGUACCAUCCCGAUAUAUCCAAGGAAAUCAACCUCCAAGUUGGUAGGUACCGUAACAUGGAGUGUUCGUCCGCCUGCACGCCCACCCUGUUCCUGGCUCUGCAUAUGUCAUGCUACCCUCUCUGGACGUCGCAGACGCCACUUCCCACAACCCAAUCAUCCCACGCUGGCGCCUAA
Molecule: messenger RNA, 498 nt
Organism: Clonostachys rhizophaga
Lineage: Eukaryota; Fungi; Ascomycota; Sordariomycetes; Hypocreales; Bionectriaceae
Source: the annotation of a GenBank genome assembly